AUGGCCGAGGUCAAGUUCGACGAGAAGAUAUUCGAUGGCCUGAAGGGGAAGAUUGUGAUUAUCACAGGCGGGAGCAGUGGCAUUGGCCUUGCCACGGUCAAAUUCUUCUCGGCGCAAGGCGCGCAAAUCGUCUCUGCAGACCUGAACCCGCCUCCGGAAGAGACGGCCAACGUCGUCUUUCGCAAGGUAGACCUCACCAAGUGGGACGAGCAGUACGACCUGUUCGAGUGGACGGCAAAGACGUACGGUCGGAUCGACAUCGCAUUCCUAAACGCCGGGGUCGGCGAGAUCGAAAAUGUCUUUGUGGACGAAUGCGACGAUCGGGGGAGGUUGAAGGAGCCCAAAUACUCGGUGCUGGCGGUCAAUCUCAUUGCACCCAUAAACGGCUUCAAAAUCGCCGUGCACUUUAUGAAGAAACAGCCCGAAGGAGGAAGUAUAGUCAUCACCGGCAGUGGUAAAAGUUUCAAUGGCGUCGGAGGCACCCCGAUGUAUGCUGUCUCCAAACACGGUCUCUUGGGCUUGAUCCGCACCCUGCGGACCGACAUCCCAGAGAAAUACAACAUCCGACUUAACCUCGUGUGCCCAUUCUGGACCGACACCGGUAUCAUCCCUCCCGAGGAGCGCGAGAAGAUCGUCUCAGCCAGGGAGUGCAUGCAGCCGGCCGACGUCCCCGCGAAAGCGGUCGCCUACCUCUCUCUCAACCCCCAAUGUCAAGGGACGGUCUUGUAUGCUGCCUGUGGCAAGUACUUUGACGUGGAUUGGGGAUUUCAUCUCACCCGUCCGGUGUGGCUGGGGGCGAAGAACCACUUGGACCGAGUCUCGUGGGAGGAAGAUCCCGCGGCGCUGGCAUUCAAAACGAAGUUCGAGUGA
This is a messenger RNA of Fonsecaea nubica, 870 nucleotides long. RefSeq lists its product as hypothetical. The record is from RefSeq and is a predicted model, not a curated record. Gene Ontology annotation, molecular function: oxidoreductase activity. NCBI's taxonomy places the organism in Eukaryota, Fungi, Ascomycota, Eurotiomycetes, Chaetothyriales, Herpotrichiellaceae. The transcript is spliced from 4 exons. Bases 1 to 870 code for a protein of 289 amino acids.